GCAGUAGGAUGUAGUGGAAAUCAAAGUCGUAGUCAACGUAGAUGUGGUCGUGUCGGUGACCGUCUGUGUCGCGGUGGAAAGAGCGGUAAACGUGGUAGUAACUAUGGAAGUAAUGAAGGACAGCGACGUGGAAACUGAAGUCGUGGUACUGGUCUCUGUGGCCGUAGAAGUCUCCUUUAUGGUGCGUGUGAUAGGUGGGAAUGUUGUGGUCUCCGUGGUGGUAGAAGUGCUUAUGCUUGUGACAGUCGACGUGACGGGAGGAGGAAUGCUAGUGGUGGUGGAUGUCUCCGUGAUCGUGAUCGGCACAUACUGCGUGAUAGGCGGAAGCGUGGUCGUGGCGGUGCUCACGCUGACAGUCGUGCUCGUCUCCGUCGUUGUGCUUGUAUCUGUCUUUGUCGUCGUGCUGGUAGAGAUUGCGGUGGUGGUCAAUGUGAUGGAAGUCGUCGUCGUAGAUGUCUCCGUGCUAGUAACAGGAGGCAAGAUCGAGAAGGAUGUGCUAGUGACCGUCACAGUGCUCCUGAGUGUGAUAGGCUGCGGAACAGACGUUAUGGUAGUAGUCGUAGUGAGACUGGAGUAGAGGGUUGUCGUGGUUGGAGGAAGAGUGAUCGUCAGCGGAGAGGGACAAGCAAACGGAUUGGAUGUCGUCGAAGUUAAAUAUGGCGUUUGAAUGCUGGAAGGUAUGACGAUAAGGACUCAGGAUUUGAGCAUAGAGAAAUGCUGGUGGCACUUACACGAUACCAUCACGGGUAACAGUGGACGUUGCGAUGUAAUAAGAAGUUUCAGCCCGUACAGGAGCGGCAGGAGUUGGACGAGGGACGACAAGGGUAGUUUGCCCAGCAACUUGAUAGGUAACUGCGAUUAAAAAACCGGCAGAUAGCAGAAUAAGAGUCGAGUGUUCAUAAGAGAUAUUCCGAUUAAUCUCAC
Messenger RNA from Cantharellus anzutake, 924 nucleotides. RefSeq lists its product as uncharacterized. The coding region runs from base 104 to 577 and encodes 157 amino acids. Lineage: Eukaryota; Fungi; Basidiomycota; Agaricomycetes; Cantharellales; Hydnaceae. The record is from RefSeq and is a predicted model, not a curated record. The transcript has a single exon.